AUGGACAUAGAACCCCAUUGUCUUUUAUGUGGCUCCAACCAAGAAUCUCUUUUACAUAUCUUCUUCCACUGCCCUUGGAGCCAAGAUAUCUGGAGGAACACCCACUGGACACAUCAGCAAAGGUUUUUAUUUCCAAUUACAAGCCCGACAAUAUAUGAUAAUCUUCCCAAUUUUAUCAAGCUCUUGAAUUUGGAAGAUCUGGGGACCUUCAUGGUGACGGCAUACCACAUAUGGCGGGCUCGAAACAAUAUCCUUCAUGGAAAUAACUCUUUAUCUCAGCAAGAUGAUGUCCUCGUGACACAACACCUGAAAUCCUCCUUCAUUGCAGCUUUUGAAGAACCAAUACCAACAAACAGGCCGGCUCCCUCUACUUGGUCUAUCCCUGCUGAUGGCUGGGUUAAAGUGAAUGUUGAUGCUUCCUGGAUUGACGAUCGUUCAAUGGCUGGGGUUGAGCAAUCAUCCGGAACAGUUAUGGAGAAAUCAUUGCCUCUGCUUUCAAGCCUCUCCGGCCAACCGCUUCUAGUCUAG
Molecule: messenger RNA, 528 nt
Organism: Tripterygium wilfordii
Lineage: Eukaryota; Viridiplantae; Streptophyta; Magnoliopsida; Celastrales; Celastraceae
Exons: 1
Coding region: 1-528 (175 amino acids)
Source: RefSeq, a predicted model, not a curated record